CUCGCCCACCCACAGAUGGGUGCCGUGCCGGGUUUAGCCCAGCUGGGCGUGCCGGGGGGGCCGUGCCGGCUGCUGUGCGCUCGGGCUGGGGCCGGGGGGGCCGGGCUGGCUCAGGCUGGGGAGUCGCGCGGCUGUGUGAGCAUGUUCAGUGGCGGGGGAGCAGCAGACUGCUAAGGAGCUGGAGCCAUCGCGCCGGCGGCAGCCCCGGAGCCGGGCACACAAUGGGCUGCUGAGCAGCUGCCGCGCGGGUGGCCAGCGAGGGGGGGCGCAGCCCGGCGACGGGGUCCCAGGCCACAUUCCAUCGCCGUGGUGAUCCGGGGCUGCGGUUGCCAGCGCCUGCGAUUGGUGGGAGCAGGGUCCUGCUCUGGCCGCGCUGGGUGCAGGGGGAGCCCGGGACCCGGCCGCCUGACAGCUGAGCAUGGGCGGGCACCGCGGGCAGCCCAGGCCAGGGUGGGCAGCGGGGAGCCCAGGCGCCCGGCCCGGCGCCGGGGCGUGAGGCACUGCCGGGGACAGGGACUGGAGCCACCAUGAGGGCCUGCUCGCAGGGCAGCGCACGGGCCGAGCGGCUCUCCAGCCUCCAGGUCUUCGCCAACAACUCCUCCCUGCACGGCAUCAGCCACAUCUUCCGGCACGGCUCGCUCUCGCUGCGCCGCGUGCUCUGGGCCCUCUUCUUCCUGGGCUCGCUGGGGCUGCUGCUGGUGGUCUGCAUGGAGCGCGUCACCUACUUCUUCUCCUACCCGCACGUCACCAAGCUGGACGAGGUGGCCGCGCCCAACCUGACCUUCCCCGCCAUCACCAUCUGCAACCUCAACGAGUUCCGCUUCUCCCGCAUCACCCGCAACGACCUGUACCACGUGGGCCAGCUGCUGGCCCUGCUCAGCGACCGCUACGAGAUCCGCAGCCCCCACCUGGCCGAGCCCCAGCUGCUGGCCGCCCUGCGGGACAAGGCCAACUUCCGCAACUUCAAAGCCAAGCCCUUCGACAUGGCCGACUUCUACAACCGCACGGGCCACGACAUGGCCGAGAUGCUGCUACAGUGCAGCUUCCGCGGCACCGACUGCACCGCCCAGAACUUCACCGCGAUCUUCACGCGCCUGGGGAAGUGCUACACCUUCAACGCAGGGGUGCCGGGCAACGAGCUCCUCACCACCGUCAAGGGUGGCUCCGGCAACGGGCUGGAGCUCAUGCUGAACAUCCAGCAGGAGGAGUACCUGCCCGUCUGGGGGGAGAGCGACGAGAUCUCCUACGAAGCCGGGGUCAAGGUGCAGAUCCAUAGCCAGGAGGAGCCACCCUUCAUCGACCAGCUGGGCUUCGGCGUGGCGCCCGGCUUCCAGACCUUCGUGUCCUGCCAGCAGCAGAGGCUGGUCUACCUCCCGCCCCCCUGGGGGGACUGCAAAUCCACCCCGAUUGAAUCCGACUUCUUCACCAGCUACAGCAUCACGGCCUGCCGCCUGGACUGCGAGACCCGCUACCUGGCUGAGAACUGCAACUGCCGCAUGGUGCACAUGCCCGGGAACGCCAACGUGUGCACGCCAGAGCAGUACAAGGAGUGCGCCGACCCUGCCCUGGACUUCCUGGUGAAGAAGGACAGCGAGUUCUGCGUGUGCCGCACGCCCUGCGACAUGGUGCGCUACGGCAAGGAGCUCUCCAUGGUCAAGAUCCCCAGCAAGGCCUCGGCCAAGUACCUGGCCAAGAAGUACAACAAGAGCGAGCAGUACAUCUCGGACAAUGUGCUGGUGCUGGACGUUUUCUUUGAAGCCUUGAACUAUGAGACCAUCGAGCAGAAGAAAGCAUAUGAGGUGGCAGGGCUGCUGGGGGACAUCGGGGGCCAGAUGGGGCUGUUCAUCGGGGCCAGCAUCCUCACCAUCCUGGAGAUCUUCGACUACCUGUAUGAGGUGUUUCGGGACAAACUCCUCAGCUUUUACAAGAACAAGAAGAGACCCCAGAGGAGUAACAGCGACAACCUGAGCACCUGUAACACACUGCGGAGCCACUCGGACAGUCUCGGCUACACCCCGAACAUGCUACCUCGGCACCCAGCUCUCGGCAACUUCGAGGAGUUUGCCUGCUGAGGGGGCGGCUGCGCCUUGCAGACCCAGCCCACCGGCCUCUCGCCUCCAGCAAGACCCGAGCUGCUCCGGCCAGGCAGCCGCGGCUUGGCAGUGGAGAGGGCACCAGGGCAGCCCCUGGGAAGGGGACAUCAGCAGUGGUGCAGUCCUGGGUUUGCCCACACUGGGCUCAGUGGGGCCUGGGGCAAGCUGUGGCUCCGUGCAUGGCCCCCGCCCGGGGAACUUAUGCUCUGGUUUCCCCCCUGCCCCGUGGGGGGGGGGAUUGGGAUCCCCAGGGGUCAGCCCCUCUGCAGGCAGGGGGGUGCUGACCCCAGCACUGGAGUGCCCUGGCCUGGCCAGGAUCACGCCAGCUGCCCCAGGGAUGGGAGGCAGCACCUCCGACAAGCCAGGGUGUCUGGCUGCUGCCCAACGUCCCUGCCAAGGCACAGAGAGCGGAGCCAGCUCUCCCCUCCCCAGGGAGCCUCUACCCCAGCACUGAGCUUGGCAUAGCCUCCCGCUGCCUGCAGCCCCUCCCCGGGGCACCGCCCCCAGGGCUCCCCCGCCCUGGGGCACCAGCACCCUCACAACUCACUCAGGACGGCUGACCCCUGGGGCUGGGCAGGGCUUGCACUCCUGGUCUUCCUGGGCCCUGCAACGGCGAGAGGCAGGGGGUGGCCUGGGGCCCCUCUGCUGGGGCACAUGGAGACUGGGAGGCCCCAAGGACUAACCAGGCCCGUUGUGUUGGUGACCCUGUCUGACAGGCCCGCUGGCCACAUAUCUGCAUGAGCUGCUUGAAGCACCCCCCUUGCCCAUCUGUGCCCCCUGCCCUGCUCCCCCACACCUGUGCCCCCCCAGCAUAGAGACAGCUGCAGCUUGCACCUCUCCAGCCUAGCGCGGAUCCUGUGUAUCAUUAAAAACCCGCCUGGUGGUUCCAACUUCCCAUCUCUGCUUGGUCAGUUCCAGGCUGAAAGG
Molecule: messenger RNA, 3020 nt
Organism: Chrysemys picta bellii (western painted turtle)
Lineage: Eukaryota; Metazoa; Chordata; Testudines; Emydidae
Gene: ASIC3
Product: acid sensing ion channel subunit 3
Biological process (GO): sodium ion transmembrane transport
Cellular component (GO): plasma membrane
Molecular function (GO): ligand-gated sodium channel activity
Source: RefSeq, a predicted model, not a curated record